GGAGCUUCCGGCGGCGCACUUCCGCUUCCGGCUCUCAGCGUCGAUUCUGGCCCUGGCUCUGCCCUCGAGCGAGAAGGUUGUGGCGUCGGCUGGUUCCAGGCGAUUGGAGCUGCAGACAGGAUGAUCGAGGUUGUCUGCAACGACCGUCUGGGGAAGAAGGUCCGCGUUAAGUGCAACACGGAUGACACCAUCGGGGACCUUAAGAAGCUGAUCGCAGCCCAAACUGGCACCCGUUGGAACAAGAUCGUCCUUAAGAAGUGGUACACGAUCUUUAAGGACCACGUGUCUCUGGGGGACUAUGAAAUCCAUGAUGGCAUGAACUUGGAGCUUUAUUACCAAUAGAGCAGAAUUUCUUCCCCCUGCCUUGCUCUCCCCUCUUUUCUCCCACCCUCACCCCUCACACUGGUAUGGAUGCUUGUUUUUAAAGACUCAUGUUAAUAAAAACUGAGAAGCU
Ceratotherium simum simum (southern white rhinoceros) is the source of this 454-nucleotide messenger RNA. It is a transcript of the gene UBL5, whose product is annotated as ubiquitin like 5. Lineage: Eukaryota; Metazoa; Chordata; Mammalia; Perissodactyla; Rhinocerotidae. Gene Ontology annotation, biological process: protein modification process. Gene Ontology annotation, molecular function: protein binding. The record is from RefSeq and is a predicted model, not a curated record.